Messenger RNA from Caretta caretta (loggerhead turtle), 2985 nucleotides. It is a transcript of the gene AREG, whose product is annotated as amphiregulin. NCBI's taxonomy places the organism in Eukaryota, Metazoa, Chordata, Testudines, Cheloniidae. The record is from RefSeq and is a predicted model, not a curated record. Gene Ontology annotation, biological process: epidermal growth factor receptor signaling pathway; positive regulation of cell population proliferation. Gene Ontology annotation, molecular function: epidermal growth factor receptor binding; growth factor activity.
CCGCGGCCAGGGCUAUAUAGCGCGGCGGCCGCGGGCGGCUCCCCAUGGAGCGCAGGCAGCUGGGGCCGGGAGCUCAGCGCGCACAGGGACCCCGCCCCGUAGUGAAGCCGGCCGGGAGGCCGGGACGCCGCCGUCUCCGAUGCGAGCCCUGCUGCUGCUCUGCGCGCUGGCCGGGCUCUGCGGGUGCCAACCUGCUGCUGGAUUAGGACUAAAUGCGACCGAGCAGGAGGAAAACGUGCCUAUGGUAUGGGACCACAGUGUGGAUGGGAGCACCAGGCCUUCAGGAAUUGACUAUGAAGAUGCUGAGGAAGAUGAGGAGGAGGAGGAGGACCAGGACCCAGCAGUGCCUAUGUACAUUGUAGAUGAUUCAAUUAGAGUUGAACCGGUGAUUAAACCCAAGCAAACAAAAACAGAUCGGGAAAAGAAUCCUGACAAAAUAAAAAAGAGAAACAAAGGGAAGAAAAAUAAAAAGAAGAAGAAAGGGACACCAUGUGAAGCAGAAUACAAAAAUUUUUGUAUUCAUGGUGAAUGCAAAUACCUAGAAGACCUCAAAGAAGUAACAUGCAAGUGUCGCCAGGAUUACUUUGGUGAACGCUGUGGUGAACAGUUCAUGAAGACUCAGAAGAGAAAUGACAUCGGCAACGAUUCAACAACAAUAUUGGUGGUGGUAGCUGUCCUGCUCUCCAGCAUCAGCUUCAUUGCGAUUGUCGUCCUUAUUCUAGCGCAGCUCAGGAAAACGUAUCCUCAAUGUGAAGAAAAGGAGGAAAGAAAAAAGCUCAGACAAGAGACUGGAAAUGGCCACGUUGGCGUGUAAAGGAGAGCGCAGAACAUGAAGCUGAAAUGACCUUUGCCGAAGCGACAGAGUAACUGCUUCAUGAAGAUGCAUGUAGGAGAUGGCCAGUGUUGGAGCCACUAGGAGCUGUUGCCAGGAGGCCCCACUCAAUCAACAUGGAUCCUGUAAGGAGGCAUCUGAAGAACAACUUGAUGCUGAGAAGCUAGCUGGGCAGGGCUGCUGCCUCCACACUGGGCAGCCAGGAUGUGUUGGAUGUUGCAACUAGAGGGUUAAAAGCACCACUGUUAGGAGCUACAGGAACUUCUGACAUUGGGCCCCAUCCAGUUAUUGAUGGAAGACUACUAUCUUUCUGCUGCUACCUGGAUAACAUUCCUUCUGACUCUUGCGGUUUGCUGCGAAUGUUGUAGAAAGUCUCCCUUUAAGGGAGAUCAUGGCUUUAAGGAGAACAGAGAGCUUGUUGCCCCUCUCUGCCCCAUUGUUACACAAAAGGAAGUGGGACCAGAUUUGAUUAAGCUUGUUCCCCAGACCUUUGUGACUGGAGGUGCACUACAGGUGUGGGGACGAGCUUUCUUCUCCCACCCCUGUGAUCCUACGUGCUGUAUCUGCUUUAUCAGCAGCAGGCCAGGAAUCUGAAGGCUUGUCUGGACCACCGGGGUCUGAAUUCUAGUGUGCUGUGGACUAACUGGUCUGUGUCAACCUUGCUGGUGCACGCUACAGAUUUACCUAGUGCAAAGUUAUAGUCCUGUUCCAAGCAGUAAUGCACACUGGGAAACUUGCAAUGCCAGCAGGGUCCACAUAGUCCAGUUUGCGCAUGACAUACUAGUUCAGACUAAAGCGUGGUGUGGACAAGCCCUGACUCUGGUUCUUCCCCAAAAUCGACUCAUGAUAUCUCACUGAAGAUCCCUUUUGUAAUAAACCUGGGCCCUGAUCCUGCGAACACUUAAGCAUGAGUAAUUCCAUUGACUUCAAUGGGACUAUUCAUAUGAGUGAAGUUAUGCACCCAUUUGCUGGACUGAGUGAUUGCUUUGGGGUCUCAAUUAGAAUCAUAGAAUAUCAGGGUUGGAAGGGACCUCAGGAGGUCAUCUAGUCCAAUCCCCUGCUCAGAGCAGGACCAGUCCACCACUAAAUCAUCCCAGCCAGGGCUUUGUCAAGCCGGGCCUUAAAAACCGCUAAGGAUGGAGAUCCACCACCUCCUUAGGUAACCCAUUCCAGUGCUUCACCACCCUCCUAGUGAAAGAUUUUCCUAAUAUCAAACCUAAACCUCCCCACUGCAACUUUGAGACCAGUACUCCUUGUAGAUUGUCUCCAGGUUUUUCUUCUAGUACCUUGGACAAUGAAAACCUUUGUUCUAAUUUUAAGUUCAUAAGAUCAAGAACUAGGUGCUGUUGCCCAGCUAAGAUGCGCAUUAAAGAAAACAUGAGCACUCUGAAAUUCCAGAAAAUGUGGAAUCAAACCCUUAGUUUUCAGGCAUUCCUUGGGUCUUUUUUACAGAACCUCUGCCAGAUAAUUUAUUAGUCAUUUGUCUGUGAUCUCAUUGUCCAUAGCUUCCUCCCUGGGCUUCCAGAUCUUGGUACACCGGACCCUCGCUAGAACGUGGGAUUUGGGAUCCAUGCACGGUACUGCGUUAACGCAGGGACCGCAUUAAAAUGAAUUGCAAUUAAAGUAAUUAAAUUUGGCAUCCAUGGCUGCGACCGCAUUAUAUGCAAAUUCGCACUCUAUAGAUGCGCGUUCUAGCGAGUGUCUGGUGUACUUCCAACUAAACCUCAAGUGAUAAAAGAUAUAAAAUGUUUUCUAGAUCCAGUAAUAGAGAACCUCUCUUCUGGAGAAGAGCUAGAGUCAGAUACUACUGCUUGCUGAAUAUCAACAAUAACUUUUAUAGAUGUUGUGACACCCCCCCCCCCCCGAAAUGCACAGAAUUUUCUAAAGUACUUUGUCUUAAAAAUCUCCUUUUGCUGACCUGUGUCCUUAUGAUCUCAUUUGAGAACUUUCCUUAACAGAUUCAAACCAAAUCUUACGCAUGAAGUAUUGCAUUCUUUUCAGGAGUCAAGUAUGUUUAUAAUUUAUUUCAAAGGCUUAACCAUCAGAAAAGAUUUUUCUAUUAAGCAAAACUGUAAAAUUAAAUUUUAUUUCUGUAAAGUAUGUAAGUACAGAGUUUUAUACUAUUGUAAAUAUUUAUUACUGUAUUUAAUAUU